AUGAAGCUGGACGAGACCAUCGCGCUGCUCAGACAGGGCAAGCACGUCUCCGAGGAGACAGUGUUCAAACUCUGCCUGCGCGCGCAGGAGCUGCUGAUGAACGAGGCGAAUGUAACGCAUGUGGACACGCCGGUGACAAUAUGUGGGGACAUCCACGGCCAAUUGCACGACCUGCUGACACUUUUCGACAAGAGCGGGGGCGUGGAGCACAACAAGUACGUGUUCUUGGGGGACUUUGUGGACCGCGGGUUCUACUCGCUGGAGAGUUUUCUGCUGCUGCUGUGCUACAAGCUGCGGUACCCAGACCGAAUCACGAUGAUUCGAGGAAACCACGAAACAAGGCAGAUCACCAAAGUGUACGGGUUCUACGACGAGAUCGUGCGGAAAUACGGCAACAGCAACGUGUGGCGGUACUGCUGCGAGGUGUUCGACUACCUGGCGCUCGGGGCGAUCAUCAACAACCGGGUGUUUUGCGUACACGGUGGGUUGUCGCCGGAUGUGACCACGAUCCAGCAGAUCCGGGCGAUCGACCGCAAACAAGAGGUGCCACACGAGGGCGCGAUGUGCGACCUGCUGUGGAGCGAUCCGGACGAUGUGGAAACGUGGUCGUUGUCGCCGCGGGGCGCUGGGUUUCUGUUCGGGAAGAACGAGGUGGAUCAGUUUCUGCACACCAACGAUUUCGAGCUCAUUGCGCGCGCGCACCAGCUGGUCAUGGAGGGCUACAAGGAGAUGUUUGCGGGCGGGCUGGUGACGGUGUGGUCCGCCCCGAACUACUGCUACCGAUGCGGGAACGUGGCGGCGGUGCUGCGCAUCGAGGACACGCUGGACCGCAACUACAUGAUUUUCGAGGCCGUGCCCGCGCAGGACGACGUGGGCAACGCGAUCAUACCGAGCAAGAAGCCGCAGAUGGACUACUUUUUGUGA
Lachancea dasiensis is the source of this 924-nucleotide messenger RNA. The record is from the annotation of a GenBank genome assembly. NCBI's taxonomy places the organism in Eukaryota, Fungi, Ascomycota, Saccharomycetes, Saccharomycetales, Saccharomycetaceae.